GUGAAGAACUUCGACAAGGCCGUGGAGCUCAUCACUGCCUGGUCAGAGAAAUCCCCGCCCUUCCAGGAGCUCAUUGCUGACAUCCAGAAGAGGAAGGUCUGUGCUAAUCUAACGCUGCAGCACCACAUGCUGGAGCCUGUGCAGAGGAUCCCACGCUACGAACUCCUCCUGAAAGAUUAUGUCCGGAAACUGCCGCCUGAGUCCCCCGACCGGGGCGAUGCCGAGAAGGCCCUGGAGAUGAUCUUUAUGGUGGCCAAGCACUCCAAUGCAGCUAUCGCCGAGAUGGAACGGCUGCAGAACCUCUGGGUGGUCUAUCAGCGGCUGGGCCUCGAGGAUGACAUUGUGGAUCCCUCCAACCAGCUGAUCAAGGAGGGACCCAUCCAAAAAGUCUCCACCCGCAACAACAGCACGUCGGAGAAGUACCUGUUCCUGUUCAACAACAUGCUGCUGUACUGCGUGCCCAAGGUCAUCCAGGUGGGCGCCGAGUUCCAGGUCCGCCUCCGCAUGGACGUGGACGGCAUGAAGGUGUGGGAGCUGAAGGACACAGAGUUCCCUCACACCUUCCUGGUGUCGGGAAAGCAGCGGACGCUGCAGCUGCAGGCCAGGUCUGGGGAGGAGAUGGACACCUGGAUCAAGGCCUUCCAAGAUGCCAUUGACAGGAAGGAGAAGAGAAGUGAGACCUUUAAGACAGCAGUACCUGGACUGGAGACAGACACCCCUGCACUGAAGACAGAGGAGCUGGGCCGCCGAGCUCCGCAGUGGGUGCGGGACAACCUGGUGACGAUGUGCAUGCGCUGCAGGGAGCCCUUCAACGCCAUCACCCGCCGGAGACACCACUGCCGAGCCUGUGGAUACGUGGUGUGUGCUCGCUGCUCUGACUACAAGGCUGAGCUGCAGUACGACGGGAACCGCCUGAACCGCGUCUGCCAGGAGUGUUACAUCUUCCUGACGGGCCACGCGGUGCCCGAGGACCGGGAGGGGAAGCACAAAGGCAUCCUGGAGAAAGGAGCUGCAGAGGUAUCAAGCAGGAGUUUGCUCUGCAGUUCCCUGCAGCUGCUGGACAAGAACGGCAAGGGGGGGACGCGGGGCUGGUUUGUGAUCCCGCAGGACGAUCCCCUCGUGCUGUACAUCUACGCAGCCCCCCAGGACGUGCGAGCCCACACCUCCAUCCCCCUCCUGGGCUACCAGGUGAAGGACCUGCCCCAGAGCGACUCCCGCCACCUCUUCCAGCUGGCGCAGUCCGGGCAGGUUCACACCUUCCUGGCCGACACCGAGGAGCUGAAGCGGCGCUGGAUGAGGGCCAUGGCACGCUCUGCCGCAGGGAUCACACACCCAGAGGAUGAGGAGGAGGAUGCAGACCCCUGUGACAAAGCAGAAUGAGGCCAUUCCCACCCCUGGGCCCCCUGGGGAGUCACCUCCCCGGCCUGUCCUCGCCGCUGGCUUCAUGCAGACCCCGCACAUCUCUGCCUUUGGGUUUCCAUCAUGAAAAGGAGAAGCCGUACAUUUGCCACCACACGGACAAGCCGGAUUCCCCUUCCCCUCCCUCCUUGCUCUCCGCGCUGGACGGAAUGAGGCGGAGGGAUGGGGGGGUUUGGGGAGGCCUCGCCCCUGCAGCCCCGCUGUGCAGUACCGCCGGUGGCCACGCGAGGGCAGCCCCGCCCCGUCCUUGCUCCAUCCCGGCGCGGGGGAUGCCCGGAGCGGUGAAAUCUGUGGAAUUGGGAUUGCUGGGAUAAAUCCCGCCUGCGACCCGU
Messenger RNA from Pipra filicauda (Wire-tailed manakin), 1751 nucleotides. Its product is annotated as FYVE, RhoGEF and PH domain-containing protein 2. Gene Ontology annotation, biological process: filopodium assembly; cytoskeleton organization. The record is from RefSeq and is a predicted model, not a curated record. Bases 127 to 1380 code for a protein of 417 amino acids. The transcript is spliced from 12 exons. Gene Ontology annotation, molecular function: guanyl-nucleotide exchange factor activity; metal ion binding. Gene Ontology annotation, cellular component: cytoplasm. NCBI's taxonomy places the organism in Eukaryota, Metazoa, Chordata, Aves, Passeriformes, Pipridae.